CACAAAUUCACUCACGCGCCACCCAACGCAGCAAGGAUGAAUAUAAUGAAAGAGCGAAAGGUGUAUGCAAGAAUAACUGAAUAAACUGAGUGUUGAAAUAAAUCAACCCAGAACUGCUUGGCCCAGUAUCAAUUCGUACGUUCCCCAUAAUGUCUGCCAUAAUAGUGGAUACGUCGUGGUCGCCGUGUACGGAAGCAAAUCAGUAGAAGCAGGAAUUCAAAGGCUCAGUGCUCUAUGCAAUAGUGAAUGUAGCAAAAGAAAAAAGAAUAUAUAUACAUAUAUGUACACAUAUAUCUAAGGAAAAAGAAAAGAAUGUACAAAAUGCACCAAAAGUAGUGAAAAGCUUUGUUUUUCUACAAAAUUUUGCACAAUUUUACGCGAAACGUUCGGAGAAUGUCUAAAAAAUUUAUGUAAAAUCGAAAACGAAAUAAGUAUGUUUAAAACGAAAAUCGCCACAAAGUGCUCGAAUAUAGUGCGGAAAAUAGUGUGAGAAAAAUUGCAUAAGGGACCUUCUGUCAAAGCCAAAAAUGAAAGUGUGUCGGUGCAUGUACAAUAAGAGAACUGCAUAAAGGAAGCCAAAUUAAAUGUGAAAGUUAAAAAAAAUAGUGUGAAUAAAUCUAUAAUACAACAACAAGCUUUAAUAAAGUGAAAUUACAACGCCGAAAACUUGUAUACGUAAAUGUAUUUGUUGUAAUUUGUAGUGAUGCGCUAUUGUGAUAAGAUUUUUCCCCAACCCUAAGCACAAAAAGAAUAUAAAAAAUUUAAAACAAAAAAGCACAGACGAAAGUAUUACCCAAAACAAAAAGAAAAAAAAUAUGUAUACAUAUAUAUUUAGUGUAGCAGUUACUUACUAGACUUUAACGGUAACUUUUUUACUAAUUGGUUACUCCGUGAAGAACGAAAACCGAUUUCCAAAUUCCUGUAUAGAAAAGUAGUUUUCGACUUGUGUUCAUUUUUGGAAUUCGCUAAACUUUCGAAUAUGCUUUUGUGAAAAAUGUGAUUUUGGAGCAACUCCAGUGAGUUAAAAGACCAAAAAACCCACACAAAAAAAACAAAAAGCGUAAAAACAACCAUAAAACCACAAUCCAAUCCCCGAAAGCACAAACUAAAUCUCUAAGAAAAAAAUCAUUCUGUCAAAUCUUUUGUGUACAAAAACAAAAAUACUUCUGACCGCUGCACUGCCAACUAAUUGCGAAAAAUGAUUUUAAACUCCAGAGAAUUUCCACAAAUCCGUGUACGUUAAAAGCAAGGCGAAAGUGAGGUACAUACGUAAAAAAGCUUAAAUCCAAAUCCUCUAAGUUCAAAAUAGCAACAACUGCAAAGCGUACACAGAACAAUGGGUGUGACGGUGUUGCACAGUAAAAUACGUAAAAAUUCCUUUUUAUUGCCACAAACAAUAUCGAACAGUCAAAUGCGUUUAAUAGUCGUAGCAAUUCAAUAAUUUAUCCUGAGAAUUUAAAUAAAUGAACUGUGAUUAUGAGUUCCACAAAAUCGCAAGUAGCAGUCGCUACAAAUAUUCCAAGUCUAUCAUCAUCAUCACAAACUCAAAAAGAGUACAGCACUGAAGAGUCUCUGGGUCGACAAAAUAGUUUUGGCAAUAACCGCAGAGGUAACAUGAAGGGCAAGCAUUUGACGCGCAGCCACGCCAUGCGUGAGGCCACAUCGCCGCCACGCACUCCAACACCUCGUGCCGAGCACGGACAGGUGUCACCGAAUGGUCAAUCCUCUAACAAUUACCAGCAGCAGCAGCAUCAUCAUCAGGCGCAGCAGCAACAGCAUAUGGAUGGCAAUGAGAAUGCACACAAUAAUAACAGCAAUGGCAGCAAUAAUAAUAACAACAACAAUAACAACAAAUUGCAUGCACAAUCAAAUGUGGCGCGUGGCAAUUCGCCGAUCAUCGAAGCGCCUGCCGUCAUAGUGACCAGCCAGCAUAGUCAGCAGCAACAGCAGCAACAACAACCGAACGUUGCGCUCUGCAAUGAAGCUGAGUUCCCCAAACUGACACCGCCGAAGUCGACUAAAGGUGGUGGCGGCGGUGGAGGCGCUGGCCAAAGAAACAGCAAUAAUAACAACAGCAACAACAAUAGCAAUAAUAGCAACGGUGUAACCGAUGGCAACAACAAACUGGAAUAUAACAACAAUAAUGGCAGAAAAAUUGCAAACAGCAACGGCAGCACCGGCGGCGGUAGCGCGACCAACUAUGAUUCAACCAAGGGUGCAGCCACAAACAAUAAUAACAACAGCAACAACAAACAUCAGCAAUACAAUGCAAGCAACGCACUGCAUCAAGCGCUCAGCGUAGGCGAGAGCGCGGCGCGUGGCGGUGGCAGCAGUGGUGGCGGCGGUGCUGGCACAACGCUACACAAUUCCGGCAUGAACUAUCAGCUAAACACCAACGACAACCCACAGCAGUCGCAUCACCAGAUCGCCUACGACAAGGAAAAUCGCUGCCCACGCAACGAUAGUCAGAAUAGCAGCAUGUCGAAUAUGCUCGAUGACGAAGCACAACAACAGCAGCAGCAACAUUAUGAGCGACAGGGUGGCGGUGGCAGUGGCGGAGGAGGUGGUGGCGGCGGCAAGAAGCACCGCACCAAUUCCAAUUCGAAAGGCAAUAAGCCGCGUUUGAAGAAUAUUGGUGGCUCCUCGUCGGGCAGCGUUGACGGUGGCAACUCGAUUAGCAACAAUACAUCGGGAUUCAUAUCAAGAGUUUUCAACAACUCAGAGAACUCGAGCGAGCAAUUCACAGAUCAUGGUGGCACCGAUUUGUUCAGUUUCUUCAAAGAGACGCUCAAUAAGCAUCCAAAGGAUCGGCAUUUCCUGCUGAAAGUGGAGAAAGACCUAACCGAAUUCGUGUUGGAAAAAAGUCGCGGUGAGUUGCGCUUCCCACCGGCUUCAUCAUACAAUCGCAUGUUGAUACAUCGCACAGCGGCCUUCUUCGGCAUGGAACACAAUGUCGACACCGAAACGCAACAGUGCGUUAUUGUGGCAGCCACCAAGAACACGCGCAUACCAGAGAUACGCUUCAAGUCGCUGGUGCGCGAUCAUCGCGACGACACACGCAAGUCAAUACUGAAGCGCGACACGCACAGUUUCGAUGAGGCGCGUCAGAGUAGCUACUUGUGUCCGGAUCGCGGCAGCAUGCUCGACCGCAAAGCCAAGAGCUUUGAAGAACGCGAGGAGGACUAUGAGCGCGCGCGCAGUCGCAUUUUCAAUCGCAGUCAAAAUGACAACGGCGACGGCAUGGACGAUGGCUACAUGAAUGUCAGCUGGACGCAGUCGGUGGAACAACAACAACAGCAGCAGCAACAACAUCGGCCUCGCCCCAAUGGCAAGAUGAUGAAAAUGCAAAAUUCAAACGAGUCACGUGAUGGUCGUUCCGGUGGCGGCGCAGUUCCCAAAUCACACAACUACAAUAACUACGGUGGUGGCUCGUCACAAGGUGGUGGCCCACCCAUGAUGCGCGGUGACUCGGCGAACUCGGGCAAAAAUGGCGGCGGUAGCGCGCGUUGCUUCUCGAAGCAGGAUUCGGCUGGCAGCACAAAUACGCCAUGGCGUUUGUCACCAUCCAGCAGCGGUUAUAAAACUCAAACACAAUCGUUGUAUUCCGAUUCGGUAACACCUUCACCAAAUGGUUAUUGUAGUGAGGAUCAAGCCGCGACGGAGCCGUACAUAUUGACAACGGACAGAAUGACCGUGUGUCAUCUGCAGUCACCAGUUCACCAUAUGCCGCCACACCUGCAUCUGCAACCGACGCUAUUGUGUGGUGCUGGCGUUAUGCCGGCGCAUUGCGCUGACGCUGCGUUGACGCCAACGCCGACGCCAUCCAUGGAGGAAGGCGUGCCGCUGCCCAGGCGUGGUCUGGUGUGGGCCGUCACCGACAUUUCAAGUGUGCCCAAGGGCAGCGUGCUAAUCAAUCCGCAAACAUUGCAACCUUUUGUUAACCAAGACGGUUCAAUUUAUCACUUUGACCCGUCCAAUCUGCCACCCAACCAACAGGCCACAUACCAUCCAAAUCAGGGCAACAACACCGCCAAUUAUGCACAACAACAAUCGCCACAACAGUUGCCGCAGCAGCAACAACAACAACAAGUGCUGGAUAGCACCACAAAGAAGAAUAAAAGCACACAACAAAUGUCCACACCUUCGCCAGCCGAAUCGCCAGCAGCUACGCCAACGCCCCAAACUCAGACGCAUUGCAUGAGCGUCGCGUGCAAUGAAAGCGCCGCCACCGUACCGUUGGCCGAGUCUGUGGCUGAAUCCUCUACACAAACGGUAUCCAUGUGCGGCGACGUCAACUGCGACGGCAUUGGCUUGGAUAUGGCGAUCAACGCCACCGAAGAAGCAUCUACGCAAUCGGGUGCUGAUGAAUGCGACAACACCUCGGCCACGGGUUGUUUGAGCAUCACCACCACAACUUCCACCAAAAGUUAUGACCGAAUCGAGGUGCAAAAGUUCAAAAAUCAAGCCACCAGUCCGAAUAUACCAGCGGAAAAGGAUGAGCUGCCGAAGCGUGAGAAUGCAACAACUUUGGAUGCGCCAAGUGUGCGUGAACUGCAGCCGACAACGGUAACACAGCCACCAGCACAACCACCACCACCCAGUCAAACGCCAACGAGUAGCGUCAAUGUGCAGGUACAACGCGAGACACCACAUUCGGCGCGCUCAACACCCUUCAGUACCAACGAGUCGACACAAGCGAAAAAUCGCGCUUCCGAAGAACCCAAGCCCACAACGUGGACAUACACGCAAAGCUACCAGGCACCAGAUGGUUCUACAGUCUUUCACACCACCACCACACCCAGUGGUACGCCGUACUGCACCACGACAUAUCAGCAAGGGCCUGAUGGUAGCGUUUAUGCCAUUCCACAAGGCAUGGUCUAUGCCUAUCCACCGCCAGUUGUAAGCCACGCCCCACAGAAACAGUUGAAAUGUCAAUUCAAUUCGUUGUCUGUUUUACAGGAGGGCGAAGUGCAGAGCUAUUUUAUGCCUGUAUUUGAUCCGAAUCAACCGCGCACCGAUGCCACCGGUCUGAUACCAGCUGGAGCACAAGCCAUAUAUCCGGCGGCAGCGGCAGCAGGCAGUACAGCUACAAUGGUACCCGUCGCAGCCGCUUAUCCAACCGCACAAUUCGCCACGGCCAAUGGUACGCCCAUCUAUCCGGGUCAAUUGAUAUAUUCGAGUGAUCAAUUUGUAACGGGCGCAGCUACAGUCGCUGCAGCAGCACCGGCGAAUGGUCAACUGCAACAGAUACCGAUGACCACCUAUCCAAUCGGACAUCCAUAUGCCUAUAAUAGCUACUGGGGUCAACCGAUGACAUACUACGUGCCACAGCAAGCGCUCACGAACGCUGUCGCAGCAACGCCACUCCUACCAGCACCGCCACAGCCACAACCACCUACAACUGCAACCGCCCAACCCGUGGCCGGACCACACAUUACUAGCGGUAUCAACAUCGCGAAUGGCCUUGUAGCAGCCACGGCGGCGGCUGGACCGUCGUCGAACACCACCGUUGGAGCUUUAGGCAGUGGUGGUAGCAAUGUUGGUGUUAGUGGCCAUCACGUUGUUAACACCACGGCGGCCACGAACAGCUAUCAAACACACAGCGGCACAACAUAUUUCGGUACAGGGCGUGUAAAGCGGCCGACAUCUUCACAUUACACCAAUCAUCAGAGCAGCGGUCAUCAGCUAGUAACAGCAGCCAUCCCAAACAACGGCAGUGCAACUACCACAUAUCAAUUGGGACACGCAGUGCCCACCCUCACGCUAGCGCCGGCACCAGGUAGUGCAGCAGCCGCAGCGGCAGCUGCAGCAGCAGCAGCAGCUGUGAAUACAACAACCGAUCUCAACGUUGGCAAUGGAGCGGCCCCAGCUACAGCCAUGUAUACGCUGCCCCAACAUGCGGCACUAUUGCAUGCGAAUAUCUUUCCCUAUGCGCCUGCCACUGCUGCUGCCGCCGCCGCUGCCGCCGCAGGUGUUGCGGCCGGCACACCACCAGUACACGCAUCUGGCGUUCCACCAACGGCUGCGCCACAAAUAGCUGCGGCCAGCAUGGCUAGCGCGGCAGCUCAUGCACAACAAACAAAUGCUGUGAUCACCCCAUUCUAUGCUCAUCACCCGCCCAUUACAGCUGCCGCACAUCCCACGCACGGCAGCUCCACCGUACACACGCCUGGACCAGCUGCCAUACCGAUUGUCGACCCCAGCACACUGACGGCCAUCUCGCACCCAACACCAACCGGUGCAAACAGUUCAAACAACGUGACGCCCGCCUACAGUGGCGGCGGUAGCGCUUCACAGUCCGCGCCCAGCACGCCACACUCUGUACCUACUCAAACUGCACAGCGCAAUCCGCCACUCUUCUCCACACCACCCAUUAUGAACUCAAAUGGCGGCAACAACAACGGUGGCUACAGUGGCAGUUCCACACCGCAGUACUACACGGUCAGCGGUGGAGCAGAUGGUGGCACAACGCUUAUGAGCAGUCCACAUGGCAACUCGUAUGUGCAACACGAAAAGCGCAACAACAAUUCAAAUAUGAGUGGCAGCAAAAAACCGCCAGCGUAUCCAAGCAAUUCAUUGAGUCGCCAGAACUCAACGUCCUACAAUGGCACCGCCAAUGGCAAACCGCCUCUAUUGGGCGGCAAUAACGAUACGCGUGCUUCACCAAACAGCGGCUACCAAGGCUCACGUCCGCAUGGCAUGAAUAAGCGCGGCGGCGGCGGCGAUAAGCCACAAACGCCAUUGCUCAGCGGUCCACCAAGUUACGGCAGCGGACCAAGCAUGCCUGCCGUAAACAGCAACAACAACAGCGGCUACCACGUACACCACAGCAACUCGCCAUCUGAUGCCAAGCCACCAAUACGCUUGAAUGCAGGCGCAGCAACGUUCCGUCAGAAAGGCAGCGGUGGUGGUGUCGCCUAUGAAUACAGGCGCAGCGCUUCACAACGCAACUCGCCAGGCACUGGCAACUCCAGCAGCAACGACAAUAGCAACAAUACAUCGCCGAAUAGUAUAGUCGGUUCGAGCGGCGGUGGUGGUGCUAACACACCCAAUUGCUAUGCCGCCACAGCAGCAAGCGGCUACAUAAACACUGGCAUCGGCAUAGCCAGCAGCGGUAUGGUCGGUGGUGGUGAUCAUCAGACAGUUGCAACCGCAACCGGCACACCAUUGUACAUUACACCAGCGCGUGGCGCACACAUUCCACCACAACUGCAACACGGCGGUAUGGUGGCGGCCGCCGCUGCUGCUGGCGGCACGGCAGCCGGUCUCGCGGGCACUCAACAAGCCACCACAGCAGCGGUGUUAGGUGGUGCUGCAGCGGCGGAGGUGGCGAAUGCAGCUGCUGCCGCCGUAGCGGCGACUGUCGCGCAUCACCAGCCGCUAUUGAGCGCUUAUCAACCGGGUGCAUCAGGUGUCUACAUCAAAUACGGUCAAACCUAUUAUGCGCAUCCCUCAGUUGCUCUACCGAACAGUCGCCGAUCGCCCUCGACCGAGUUGCGGCCUGCAAUGGCGCCCGUAGCUGGCAUGUACCCAACCAUGAUGAUACCAGCUGCUCCACGGCACACGCAAGGACGUCAUCCGAAUCCCAACUACAAAGGCAACCGGCCACGCUAGACACUGCGCUGAAUGCAAGACACUAUCCACAACAACAGCAAAAACAGAAAUUCAGUGCAAGCAAGAGGGCCGCCACUGCAAGCUACUGAACUGGAGGGAUACAUGAAAACGAUGACGCUAUACCAAAACCUAAAACUAAGUUUAAGCUAAAAAAAAGUACCCUAACCUAGUAAAACAUAUGCGUAGAUAAACAAUAAUUUAAACAUAAAUGAGCAUAUUAGUGAAAAACAAAGACAUAAGGCAAAGUAAUAUACAUACAGUAGCAACAAAUAAGAAAGAAAUGCAACAAAAAAUCUAACAGACAGAAAACGGCCAUUCGUGACCACACAUACAACAACAACAAGAUGAAGAAAGAUAGCUGCAAUAAAACAUAAGAGCGAAAUUUUGAAAAAUAUUUUCCGGGCCAUUUUACAAAAAUAAAACAAAACAAAGCAAAAUCGAAAACAAUCACAUACACAAUUUUGGCAUACAUAUACAAAGAGGAAAUUUUCGCAAAGAAGAACACAAAAAGACAAACUUCAAUAGCCAAUAGCCAAUUCAAAAGCAUUGCAUCAUACAAACUAAGAAUCUUCCACAAGCAUAACGGUAAAGAAUUCGAAAUGGAGUACAUCGUAUACUGAAAUAUGUCGUGCCAUUGCUGAAAGAUGCAAAAUUAUAAAAUUAAAUACAUACAUACAUACAAGCAAAAACGAAUACAAGGUAAAAACACGAAACCAUAGCUAAAAACAAAAACAAAAAGUGAAAAUGGCACACAUAAAAAGAGACUGGCUGACUUGAGUUGCAAUUUUGCAGUGCGCGCUCUUGCGAGGGGAGUGUGAGUAGGAUGAAUUAAUCAUUAAAAAUUCACGCGUAUGAUUUUCAAAAAUAUUUAUUUUUUUUUUAACUUUUUAUACUUUAUUUUUUUGGAUUUGUUCUUAUAUUUUUAUAUAAAUGGAUUAAAAUUAAUUAUUUAUAUGUAUAUUAUAAAAUCUUUUGUGAAAAUCCAAAGUAAAAUGUAACUUUUCACGCAGCAUGUCCUUAAAAAGUAAACAAAACUCUCUCAAAAAUUGCUUUAAUUUAAAGUUCUUGAAGUGUUACUAAGCGCAGAUUUCCCGAACGCAUCCAAUAGACGAAGACUACCGAGUGUGCAUGCACUGAAUAAAAAUGAAAACGAUGCCAACUCAACCGCAGCAGUCAGUCAAACAGUCAGUGUCUUUUAAACAAUAUAUAUUCAUUUAUAUAUAUACAUACAUAUAUAUAUAUAAAUAUAAUUACACGAUAAAGUAAUAAUAAUUUUAUAGUAUGUAAACAAUUUUACUAUACAUAAUAAUAAUAAUGAUAAUCCUAAAGGUAGACUUACAUAAAAGAAGAAGAAGAAGCUGUGUAAACACCUAGUAAAUAAUGAAAGGCGAAAACGUGUACUAAAUUAAACUUAAAACGAAGCAAAAACCUGUAAUGCAUAAAUCUAAAUUCAUAGAACAUAAACGUACGUAUGUAAAUCGGCUGACUACUACUACUACACACACACAUAUUCACAAUUUUCUACAACACACACAAAGAAAUCUAAAUCGAAAAUGUUAAAAUCAAUUCUUCACCACAACUACAGCGCAACACAGGGUACAUGCAUAGGCUUCAUAAGUAGUGCGUAGGCGUUGCCUGUGUAACGGUUUGUAAGUUGUACGAAAGCUUUAAUAAAUGUACAGUAAACGCGUUGAGAACAAUAAAUUCUAUUCAAAACAAAAUUACUAGCUUAUAGAUUGUUUUCUAACUAAAAUAUAUUAUUAUUAAGAAUUUUACACAUCUGGCAAAUGGGAAACGAAAAAAAGUAAACUUUGAAAGUUUUAUUCAUUAUUAUAAAUGUAUGCGAAUUCUAAAAAUGUUUCAUAGUUUCGAAAACAAAAAGUGAUAGACUAUAUUUAGAAUAACUGCCGCCCGCAUGGGUAACGCCUACUGAAAUUUAAACGCCCGAAAGUGCGCUGUGGUUGAGAAAGUAAUUUUUGUCUUUGUUAUUUUUUUUUUUCUUUUUUAAUUUUUAUUUUUAAGUGUAAAUGAAAUUUUCGACUUGACUGCCUUCAAAAUUCUUUAGUUUAACAAGCACAACAACACAUACUACAAUAGCUCCAAACCGACUGCUGACGAAAUUCGCAUACCGAUUGGCAUACCGACAGCUACACAUACUCGUAUAGUUUACCACAUAAGCUAUAUACUUUAUUUAUAUUAAUUAAAAUUACAUAUAAAUAAUUAUUUAAUAAUAUAAACAUAUAUACGCAAGUAUAUGAAAAAGAAAAGCAACAAAAACACAAUGAAAGUCCAAUAUUAGUGAAUAUGUUAUUAUUAUUUAUGUUUAUUGCUAUGAAAUUUAUUUAAAUAAACUAUUAAUAUUGGAAAACAAAUACACACACUUGCUAAUUAAAUUAAUAAAUUAAAUUAUAGCAAAAUGCGAGAAAGUUGAAAAUUCGCUUGCAUACUUUUAGGUAGUUUUCGAAACAAUUGACAUUUUUCUACACUUAAUCAGGUUGUUUUACUGCGUUGCAAACUAUCCAUCUAUAUUGAGGCAAUCGUGAAAUAUUUGGUGUGGCACGCGUGAGUUGUGAUUUAUUUGUGGAGCUCUGGCGGCUUGAUAACAAUUAAUGCUUAUUUUAUUGAUUUCUUUAUGUACAUAUAUAUAAUUCUAUCCAAGUGGGAGAAAAUGUAAAGUUACUCUUUUCACUCGACUUGGAUUGAAAUAUGUAUGUACAUUUAUGCAAAUUACCUCUAUUUUCACUAUAUUUUUAAGGCAUAUAUAGUUCAGUAUCUUACCAUUCCAAAAUCCACAUUCUGAAAUUAUGGUUUUAAUUAAAAUCAUUCAAAGUUAAAAAAAUUACAAAAAAAUCAGCCUUCGAGGUUCAUUGAAAUUAAAUAUACGAAAUCGAGUCUUUUUCUAACAGUCGUUAUAAAAAUAAAUACGUAAGCAUUUAUAAUUAAUUUCCUUUCGCAAUUCAACAUUAUCUCGUUCGGCUACACGUUGGGGUUUAUUUUUUUGCAUUUUUAUUGCACUGAAAGCAAUGGAUUUUUCUCAGAUGAAAGAAAAAAGCAAACAAACAUGAGAAAAUGUUGUGAAGAGGAGGUUUUAUUUUAAGAAAGUUAAAAACCCUGCAUUAUUUAUUGAAAACUAGUUUUUUCUAUUGGUUUUGUGUUCAAGCGACUGUUAUAGUACGACAAAAUGCAUUAGUAUUAGUUUUUAUACUUACACCUAGACACGGUUUGAAAGGUAAAACAAAAUUAUCAUGGUUUUAGGCGUUUCAAAACUUGAAUUUUGUUUCAUAUGCACACUUUAAUUUUCAUUUACAUCCUUCGCACAAACAAUCGUCUUAUCAUUUUCUGAAACCUAGCAUCCUCCAUAAAUCAGUGUAUAAUGUAUGUAUGUAUGCAUUGUACGUAAUAUUUGCAUGUCUAAAUGUAAAUACAAUAAUUUACAUACUAGUACAGUUAUCUACAAGCCAAGUACAUAUGUAGUAUAUGUUAAUAAAUAAUUAGCAAAAAUGUAUGUAUGUACAAUAUUAAGUGGAAACAACGCGAAAGGCAUGGAAAGUAUACAAGAGCACACUAGUGGAACGUAUUCACAUAGCCAGAAAUACAAAAAUAAAAAAACUAUGAUAUAUCAAUUAUUAAUAUCAUACGAAAAAAGCAACAAAAACAAAAUUUCAUAAUGAUUUUAACUCUUAUAUGAAAAUUGUAGCAUAGAACAUAAUACCACAUACAUAAGGGAAGUCAAUAAAUCAUAUGUGGAACGUAAGCUUACCGAAUUUCUAACUAACGAACAAUACAUAACAGUACACACAUUUUUCUCCAUAAUCUUCAAUUAUCUACUGUAACUUCUACUUCUAAACAAUUUACGAUUCUUAUGACAAUUUGCCAUGCAAACUACGAGCAAUACAAAAAUCAGCAACUGCAAACCGUUAAUGAGUAAGUGUGUGAGAGAGAGAGAGAGAGAGAAAGCGAAUAGAACCGAAGCGAAUCAAAAUGCAACCAUAGCCAAUUUUAAGUUGCCGUUAAACCGUUAAAACAAUAACUAAACCGAUAGUGGCAGUGAAAAAGAUGAAGAUAUCACAAAUUAUAGGGAUCUUAUGCCUUCGACACCCUGAGGGCCUUCCACAAAGUAACCAAACAAAAACUGCCUAUCCACACAAAAUGGAUGGAUGCCAACGGAAGUUUCAAUAAUAUGGCAGUGAUUGUUACACACACACAAACACAAACGCACACAUACAUGAGUACAUAUGCCUGCGUGUCUCUAUGUAUGUGUGACUCGGCGUCAAGUUACUACUGAAUACUCAAAACGAAAUAAAUAUUCCACACUGUUAGCACUUUUCUGUUUUGUUCUCGUUAAUUAUCUAAAAUUUUCUGUUAAUUAAUUAACCUUGCUAUCUAACUAAGAAUAAUUAAAUAAUAAACCUAAAUAUUGUAGCUAUUGAAUAAGUUCUUAAGUGAUGGAUGAAUGUAUGUAUGUAUAUGUAGAUGGAUGUUUAGGGUGGUGGACAUAGGGGAGAAGUGAUGAAGCUAGAAGCAACUAAAAGAAAUGAGAAAAGAGAAAAUGCGGACCGAAAAAAGUAUUAUAAAUAAAUUAGUAUCAAGGCAAAGGCAAGUGAAGGGAGCAACGGGUGGACUUAUACACACAUAUACAUAUGAGUACAUACCUACGUAUAUAAGAACAUAAAUCAAGUAUAUACACACAAUUACAUAACUGCAAUAUACUAAAAACAAAGAAGAGCCGCAAAAAUGAUCGGUGCAAAAUCAUGAUGAAACACAGAAAAACUAAUGUGAGAAAUAAAGGGAAUCAUCUCAUUGGAGCAUAAUGAGAAAAAACUUAAAAACAGUAUGUGGAAAUAAUAUAAAAUACAAAUAAUAAUGAUAGUGAAGAAGUAUGCAAUUAAAGCUAUUCAUAAUGCAAACAAAAACAAAACAACACAACAACUUAUAAUGACAAUUAAUUAUAAAAAGGUAAAACUUAUUACAUAAAAAACAAAAAAGUAUAUAUCUAAAAAAUAUUGAAUAUAAUGUAAUUAUUUAUUUUAAUUUAUAUACACUAGAGAGAUAAAAAUAUAUAUACAUAUUAAUUAAGUGAAUUUUAAA
This is a messenger RNA of Bactrocera dorsalis (oriental fruit fly), 12702 nucleotides long. It is a transcript of the gene enc, whose product is annotated as protein encore. The coding region runs from base 1477 to 7614 and encodes 2045 amino acids. The record is from RefSeq and is a predicted model, not a curated record. Gene Ontology annotation, molecular function: nucleic acid binding. The transcript is spliced from 16 exons. Lineage: Eukaryota; Metazoa; Arthropoda; Insecta; Diptera; Tephritidae.